Drosophila montana is the source of this 2565-nucleotide messenger RNA. RefSeq names its product mediator complex subunit 15 (gene MED15). Gene Ontology annotation, biological process: regulation of DNA-templated transcription. Gene Ontology annotation, molecular function: transcription coregulator activity. The transcript has 5 exons. NCBI's taxonomy places the organism in Eukaryota, Metazoa, Arthropoda, Insecta, Diptera, Drosophilidae. Bases 109 to 2391 code for a protein of 760 amino acids. The record is from RefSeq and is a predicted model, not a curated record.
CGAUAGUAAUUGUGAAAAUCAAGCGAAAAAUUGCGAACGCGAGUACGUAAAUUGUAUUAAAAAUCUCAAUAAAUUUGUUUAAUCAAAGCUUAAUUGAUAAAUUGAAACAUGGCGGAAGAGUGGCAGAGCCAAAACUUUCGUCAGAAUGUCAUUUCCAAAAUCCACGACAUGUUGCCCCAAAAUGGGCCGGAGCCCAAUAAAAACGCCAGCAUGAUGGAAAAUCAUAUUUUUCGCAAGUCACACACUAAGGAUGAGUAUCUGGGACUGGUAGCCAAAUUGUUUAUGCACUACAAGGACGCGUCCCUGCGCAAAUCUCAACCACAACAACAACGGCAGCAGCAACAACAACAGCAACAACAACAGCAGCAACAGCAGCAGCUGCAACAACAACAGCAACAGCCUGCCCCGUCGAACGCCGAAAUGGGACAACAGAAUAUCAUGCAGGAUCCGUUGAAUGCGCUGCAAAACUUGGCUUCUCAGGGCAAUCGCAAUCCACAACUGAUGCCAAUGGGCGGCGCGCCGGGCCCAAAUCAAAUGGCCGGUCCCGGUGGACCGGGUACUGCCUCCAAUUUGUUGCAAACACUGAACCAGCAGCGACCCGGCCAACAGCAAAUGCAGCCCAUGCCCAAUAUACGUGGCCAACUGCCCAUGGGCGCCGGCGCCGGGGGACAGCAAAUGGUACAAGUGCAGCAAAUGGCUGGCGGCAAUGGACCUGGCGGUGGCGCUGGCGGCAUGCAACUAACUGCUAUGGGACCCGCCGUUUCGCAGGGCCAAGGCCAGAUUGUGGGCAAUGCCGGCGGCAUGCCCAAUCAAAUGGUGGGCCCGGGACCCAAUAGUGGACCAACUGGCGGUGCAGCCGGCGGCAUGCCCAACCAAAUGUCGCCCAUGGUGAUGGGCAUGGGCAAUCCGAUGAUGCGCAUGAACCAGGGCAUGCAGGGCAUGCCGUCCAAUAUGCAGCAGCAGCAGCAACAGCAUAAUGUUGUGGGCGGACCGGCCGGACAGCAGCAGGUGGGCGGACCCGGUGGCUUGCCGCCCAAUGCGGUGCAACAGGGUGGCGGCGCUAUGAAUCCCAUGGCCGGCAUGAAUGUCAAUAUGCCGCCCAAUAUGCAGCAAAAGCCAAAUAUGGGCAUGGGCCAGGCGGGCCAAAUGUUUGCGGGCAAUCGCGGCGGUGUGGUUGGCGGCCAGCAGCAGCCGCAGCAGCCUUUCAUGCGCUCCAGUCCCUCACCAGCGGAUGCACAGCAAUUGCAGCAGCAGCAACAGCUGCAGCAAUUACAGCAGCAACAACAGCAGCAACAACAACAGCAGCAACAGCAACAACAACAACAACAACAACAGCAGCAACAACAACAACAGCAGCAGCAGCAGCAGCAACAACAGCAAUUAGUGGGCAACCAGACGCCCACACAACAGCCGCCAACCCCCCAGAUGCCCACACCACAAAUGAUACCCAGCCCGGCCUUGGUGCCGCAAUCCAGUCCGCAAAUGAUGAUGCAGAACACGCAACGCAACAUACGCCAGCAAUCGCCGAGCGCAUCGAUCAAUACGCCCGGUCAGGUGACAGGCAACAGUCCGUUUAAUCCGCAAGAGGAGGCGCUCUAUAGAGAGAAAUACAAGCAGCUGACCAAAUAUAUUGAGCCGCUCAAGCGUAUGCUGGGCAAGAUCAGCAACGAUGGCACCAAUGUAGAAAAGAUGACCAAGAUGAGCAAAUUGCUGGAGAUUCUAUGCAAUCCCACGCAGCGUGUGCAGCUGGAUACGCUGCUCAAGUGUGAGAAGGCGCUGGAAAAGAUGGACCUGGUCUCCUACUCGGGUCAGCAGUUUGGCAAAUCGUCCAAUCCCCUGCUGGAGGUCAUAAAUACGACGCUGCAGAGCCCAUUGGCAAAUCAUACGCUGCAUCGCACCUUCCGGCCCAGCUUGGAGCUGCUCUUUGGCACAGAUAUAUGCGCGCCCGUGCCGUCAAAGAAGCCGCGCCUUGAGGAAAAGACCACGCCAUUUGAGCAGGAUGUGCCGCAUGUGCUGCAGGGCGAGAUUGCACGGCUCGAUACCAAGUUUAAGGUCAAACUGGACACGACCGCACAAAACAAUAACAAGACAAUACGUUUGAUAUGCUGCUUGGAUGACAAGCGUUUGCCCAGCGUGCCGCCGGUUAGUGUUAGCGUGCCGGAGGAGUAUCCAUGGCAAUCGCCCGAUUGCUCGCUCACCGAACAGGAAUAUUCGGCCACGCCGUUCCUGCAAACUGUGCAACAGGCACUGAUAGCGCGCAUGUCCAAGCUGCCAAAGAACUAUUCACUCUCGCAUCUGCUGGACACCUGGGAAAUGGCUGUGCGUCAGGCCUGUUCGCCCCAAUCAAAGCCACGGGCCAUGUGCGAACUAAGCACGCUCUUGGGUAUAUAAAUGGAAUCCCACAUGGUUCUCUCAUCUAUAUAUAUAUAGGAAUAACAAUGAAGAUAUCUCUUCGGGCUGUUCUAGACUAUAUUUCUAUAAGAUCUAAUAUAGUUGUCAGGGGUAUGUAGACUAAUAUACCCAUUGAAAUUACGUACAGGUGCAGGCUUCUCUGUUCCUAUAGAA